UCUACAGGAACAUUUUGGAAAAUUCUGGACGCGUUAGAACACGUUUAGUUUAUUCAUUGAGCAUUAUAUUAGAAGAGAAGAAAAAUACUGUUGUUUUACCUGAUUUUGCUCUACGUAUUGUCACAAUAAUUACGUUUUAGACUACAUGUCGUUCUUCGUUAUAAACCUUGAAGCUGAGAUAAUGACGUGAAACUCUCGGGUAACGUUAACGUUACUUAAAAACUCCUGACAGACAGUGAACCGUAAGGUAUUAACCAUUAUUCCUCUAUUUAUUAUUUUAAGCCACUUGUGACGUAGUUCUUUCAAUGUUGGCUAAACUUUCCACGCUUGUUACACACAAUUAUUGGUUUCCAUUGUAAUGUAAAAUUCCAGUAGAUGUAAAAAAUGUGACGUUACUGAUGCUCACUUUGCAUUUGUGAAAAGAUUUUGAUCUUUUUUAUUUGCGUUCAAUAAGCUGUUUAUUUACUUAAGUUUCCAGUUGUGUUUACUCGUAAAUAAUAAAAGCAGAAGUCGCAAGUUUCACUGGAAAGCCCUCGAUAUACCAGAAUUGUAACAUUGAGACUUUACGUAAAUGAUGAUGCAUGCUGUAGCAAACAGGCAUCGUUGAUUAUGUCAGCUUGCUAAAUGGGUAUUUGAUUGAUUGAUAGUUUAUAGAUUGUGGGUCCCAGGGUCUGUAUAUUCGGAUGUACAGUUGAUUCAUAGAAUUCCCCUGCGAUUCGUGGGUAUCAUGUGGAUGUGGAGAUCCCCAUAAUGUUUUCCCACUCGUUAUAUAAGUAUGCUCAUAGAUAGAAAACCAUACAAAGUGAAACAUGUUGCGUCUUAUGAUUAUUUUCAUCUUGCUCAGAAGGGUUUGUCUUUCAGAUAUAAUAUUAAAUGGAGAAACGAAUGUUUUGUUCGGUCACAACGCCUCACUCUCUUGCGCCCUCUCGAACCCGUCCGGAGUCAAACAGGUGUCCUGGGAGCGAUUGCGCGCCGGUGAUGAUGCUGAAACUCUGGCUACGUUCAGCGAGCGCUACAAGGAUUAUGUGCACCAAGAAUAUGUCGGAAAAGUCACUAUCACGGCGUCAUUAAAAUCUUCGUCUAUUGUGAUCAAAAACGUAACAUUUGAAGAUGAGGCCUGCUACAUGUGUUCCUUCAAAGUGUAUCCAUCGGGACCAAAACGGAAAACAUUUUGCCUCACUGUUAAAGGUAUAUCAGAAAUAACAGCAUCAGUAAAUUCAUCCAGUUCGGAUUCAGAUGUUACAGUCUCAUGUUCAGCCACCGGUAAACCCACACCGAUACUCCAAUGGAAAUCCACAGAGAAAGACCAGAACUUCUCCGCAUCGAAAAUUUUAACAAAGCUCAACAGUGAUGGGUCAAACACCACUACAAGUGUCCUGAAACUUCCACUGUCACAGUUUCAUGGGAAACAUGUGGAAUGUGUGGCGACGAGUGACGACGUUGAGGAAAGGUCCCAGGUCUCUUUGCUUGAUGAAGAUCGAAAUAAAAAUGAAGAAGAGAAGAGUGUAACAUUAAGAUAUUAUACCAUUACUAUUUCACUCCUGCUUAUCGUCAGUAUUGUUGUAAUCUUCCUUUACGUCAGAUUAAAGGAUAAUGCGGAGUGUACACGAUUUGCUUCUACAGCAUGAUCUAAAACAUUUCAGACUGCACAGCUGUCACUUUAAAAUUUGCAAAUCUUUUAGCUGUUCCUGUUGUCUAUGAAAAAGUCACUUGAUGUUUACAUUUCUGAAUAAGCUAUGUAACUUUAAUAUUGUGUUAUAGACCGUAAAUAUCUUUUUAUAUAUUUAUAAAUAUAUGUUAUUAUUGUUUUAAUAAUAACUACAAUAUUACAGUAAACUAAUAAUGUAAGGUAUAUACUGUCAUAUAAUGGUAUAAUACAUUUGAAAAGUUUAUGCACUGCUUCACUUUCUGUUCCAAAUCACUUGGUUUGCAUGAUACUGGCCCCCAGGGAUCCACAAAUCUUGAUUUUCCACAAGACAAAUAUCAAAAGACAAAAAUGUAUUGCACUAAUUGUUUUAUCCAUUGAAAAGUCCCUAUGUAAAAGGUGGUUAGAGCUAGCUCUAGUGAUCUGAACUGAAUAGGCAAGUUGUUUCAGAGGUGAUGUUACAUUUUGAUGUUACAUGAAUAAAAUAUUUGUAAAAUAACCUGCGGUGAUGAGUCAUUUACAGUAAAACUAUGACUGCGUACUAAACAGUCAUUAUGUCAACUAAUGUUUAUUGCUUUCCACUUAUUACUAUUGCUGUGAAUUGUGAUAUUAUCUUUUAACUACAGCAGGCUGUUGUAACACUGGAUUUUCUUAUGUACGUAUUAGAAUUUUGAUGUUUGCUUACAAUAAAGUUAAAAUGUGAACAUGAACCUAAGUUACCUCUUCUUAU
Triplophysa rosa is the source of this 2375-nucleotide messenger RNA. RefSeq names its product OX-2 membrane glycoprotein-like. The transcript has 5 exons. Gene Ontology annotation, molecular function: cell-cell adhesion mediator activity. The coding region runs from base 810 to 1628 and encodes 272 amino acids. The record is from RefSeq and is a predicted model, not a curated record. NCBI's taxonomy places the organism in Eukaryota, Metazoa, Chordata, Actinopteri, Cypriniformes, Nemacheilidae.